Molecule: messenger RNA, 547 nt
Organism: Diabrotica balteata
Lineage: Eukaryota; Metazoa; Arthropoda; Insecta; Coleoptera; Chrysomelidae
Source: the annotation of a GenBank genome assembly
AAAAUAGUGAGGUCUAUUUCACGUCAUUACACCCAAGAAACUUGUUAAUAUCAAUAGGAACGUAUUAUAAUUUUUAGCAAAAAUGUCUCUAGUCACUGGAAAAUACGUUAAUGUUGGAGAAGAUGGCUUCAAAGAGUUCAUGAUCAGUCAAGGAGUACCAGAAGAUUUCUUCCAACGUUGGAGAGAUGAGAAAAGUAUAGAGGAAUUCAAACUAGAUGGUAACAAGCUGACAAAAAGUCAUAUCGUUGAAGGUAACGCAGACAAAACAAGAACCACAGAAAUCAUUUUAGGACAAGAAUAUGAAGAACAAAUGGGACCUCGUAAAGUUAAAAAUUUGGCCACACUUGACGGAAAUGUCCUCACAAUAACAAGUCUUAAAGAUGAUGGAUCUACAUCAAUAACAAGAACGCACACUUUUUCAGAAGAUGGAUUAGUAAUUGUUCACAAGAGCAGCAAGGGAGAAGGAAAACUUAUGUUUAAGAGGUUGUAAAAAUAUAUAAAAAAUGUGUUUAUUAUGUAUGUAAUAUUUUUAAAUAAAUUAUUAUAA